GCCCUUCAGAUACACAAGCGGAUAUUGUGAAGAUGGCGGACCCGGGAUCCUGUAAUUGCGGCCCUGUGGCUCCUCUCAAGAUUUACAACCAGCUGACAGACCAAGGGGAAAGAGUUCGAGCACUAAAAUCUGAAAAGGCUUCAAAGGAUGAUAUUGAUGCUGCGGUGAAACUUCUUCUGGCUCUGAAAGUGGAAUAUAAAACUGCCACAGGACAGGAAUACAAGGCAGGUUCACCCCCAACAGACAACACCCCUGUUGCUAAUAAUGGUCUGCCCCCUGCCAGCGACGGGGAUGACUUUGUGGAUCCGUGGACAGUUCAGACAGGCAGUGCGAAAGGGGUCGACUAUGACAAGCUUAUCGUUCGCUUUGGGAGCAGCAAGAUUGAUCAGGAGCUUAUCGAUCGGAUAGAGCGCGUCUCCGGUCACAAAGCCCACCACUUCCUGCGGAGGGGGAUCUUCUUCUCUCACAGGGACAUGCACCAGAUCCUGGAUGCUGUUGAGAAGGGGAAGCCAUUUUAUCUGUAUACAGGAAGGGGUCCAUCUUCGGAGGCCAUGCACGUUGGACACCUCAUCCCAUUCAUCUUCACCAAGUGGUUACAGGAAGUGUUUAAUGUCCCGCUUGUGGUCCAAAUGACCGACGAUGAGAAAUAUCUGUGGAAAGACCUGACCUUAGAGAAAGCUUACCAAUAUACAAUCGAGAACGCCAAAGACAUUAUAGCGUGCGGCUUCGAUGUCAAUAAGACUUUCAUCUUCUCCGAUCUAGAGUACAUGGGGACGAGUUCAGGUUUCUACAGAAACGUAGUCCAGGUCCAGAAACACGUCACUUUCAACCAAGUGAAAGGAAUAUUCGGGUUUACAGACAGCGAUUGCAUUGGUAAAAUCAGUUUCCCCGCCAUCCAGGCCGCCCCGUCAUUCAGCAGCUCCUUUCCAGAGAUAUUUAACGGUAGAAAAGACAUCCAGUGCCUAAUUCCCUGCGCCAUCGACCAGGAUCCGUAUUUCCGAAUGACCAGAGACGUCGCCCCCAGGAUCAGCUACCAGAAACCGGCCUUGCUGCAUUCAACCUUCUUCCCGGCCCUGCAGGGAGCGCAGACCAAAAUGAGCGCCAGCGAUCCCAACUCAUCCAUCUUCCUGACAGAUACGCCCAAACAGAUCAAGGCCAAGAUAAACAAGCACGCGUUCUCCGGAGGGAAAGAUACCAUCGAAGAACACAGGAAAUACGGAGGCAACUGUGAGGUCGACGUCUGUUUUAUGUACUUGACCUUCUUCCUAGAUGACGAUGAGAAACUUGAAAAAAUAAGACAGGAUUACACCAGCGGCACAUUACUAACAGGAGAACUGAAAAAGAUCCUGAUAGAAACAUUACAGCCAAUGAUCUCAGCGCAUCAAGAGAAGAGGAAACAGGUGACGGACGAGGUGGUCAGACAGUUCAUGACUCCCAGGAAGUUGGCAUUUGACUUUUAACAUCUUUUUAAAACAAGAGUUUCCCUGCUGGCAGCCAGGCACUAUAACCUAUCAAUAAAUGUUCCAUUUCAGCAUACCAACACCCAGUGUAUCUGAUCGGGGCAACUAAUGGCAAUAGACCGCCCAGUGUAACCAAUC
Nanorana parkeri is the source of this 1598-nucleotide messenger RNA. RefSeq names its product tryptophanyl-tRNA synthetase (gene WARS1). NCBI's taxonomy places the organism in Eukaryota, Metazoa, Chordata, Amphibia, Anura, Dicroglossidae. The coding region runs from base 33 to 1460 and encodes 475 amino acids. Gene Ontology annotation, cellular component: cytoplasm. The transcript has 10 exons. The record is from RefSeq and is a predicted model, not a curated record. Gene Ontology annotation, biological process: tryptophanyl-tRNA aminoacylation. Gene Ontology annotation, molecular function: tryptophan-tRNA ligase activity; ATP binding.